Messenger RNA from [Torrubiella] hemipterigena, 369 nucleotides. The record is from the annotation of a GenBank genome assembly. Lineage: Eukaryota; Fungi; Ascomycota; Sordariomycetes; Hypocreales; Clavicipitaceae.
AUGCUGCCCCUCGGCCUCUUGAACGCCGCCCAGGGUCACCCCAUGCUGGUCGAACUGAAAAACGGCGAAACCCUCAACGGCCACUUGGUCAACUGCGACACGUGGAUGAACCUGACACUGAAGGAGGUUGUCCAGACCAGCCCGGACGGAGAUAAGUUCAUGAGACUCCCCGAAGUCUACGUCAAGGGAAACAACAUUAAAUACCUACGAGUCCCCGAAGAAAUCAUCGAGCAAGUCGCCGAAUCACAAAAGGGCCAGCAAGGCAACUUCAGAGGCGGUCGUGGUGGCUCAAGAGGUGACCACAGCGGCCGUGGCGACAGAGGACGAGGCCGUGGACGCGGUGGACGUGGACGUGGCAGAGGCCAAUAA